Phytophthora nicotianae INRA-310 is the source of this 1169-nucleotide messenger RNA. RefSeq lists its product as hypothetical. Bases 80 to 967 code for a protein of 295 amino acids. Gene Ontology annotation, cellular component: proteasome core complex. The transcript is spliced from 6 exons. Lineage: Eukaryota; Oomycota; Peronosporomycetes; Peronosporales; Peronosporaceae. Gene Ontology annotation, molecular function: threonine-type endopeptidase activity. The record is from RefSeq and is a predicted model, not a curated record.
CAUGGCCCUCUAUUUGAAGCAUCACUAAGAUCCCCCCUUCGCUAUUUUAGCCCAAAGAUUUCCGAGUAGGUCCAGAAGAAUGAGCGACUUCCGCCGUACGCAGAACACCUUCGGGGACGCCUUCCCUACCGCCGAUCAGCUGCACGGUGGCUUCAACUUCGACAACUGUCGCCGCAAUGAGCUUCUGCUUAGCCAGUCGGGCGGUAAGCAGAAGCUCAAGGCCACCAAGACGGGCACUACUAUCGUCGGCGUCGUCUACAAGGACGGCGUGGUGCUGGGAGCAGACACGCGCUCGACCGGUGGCUCCAUCGUCAUGGACAAGAACUGCGAGAAGAUCCACUACAUCGCGCCUAACAUCUACUGCUGCGGUGCCGGCACGGCCGCAGACACCGAGAACACCACAGCUCUCAUUUCGUCGCAGUUGGAGCUGCACCGCCUGAACACGGACACGCAGUCGCGUGUGGUUACGGCCAUGACGCUGCUGAAGCGGAUGCUGUUCCAAUACCAGGGCUACGUAUCGGCUGCGCUUGUGUUGGGCGGCGUCGACGUUACCGGCCCGCACCUUUACACCAUUUACCCCCACGGAAGCACGGAUAAGUUGCCUUUUGUGACGAUGGGAUCGGGUAGUCUGGCCGCUAUGUCGGUGUUCGAGCACGGCUACAAGGACGACAUGACGGAGGACGAGGCAAAGAAACUGGUGCAGGAGGCCAUUCUGGCCGGUAUUUUCAACGAUCUGGGCUCGGGCAGCAACGUGGAUGUGACGACAAUCAAGAAGGUCAACGGCAAGGUGGAAGUGGUCAAGGAGUUUAACUGUAUCAAGCCCAACGAGGUGUCGGAGCUGCGCUCGCAGAUCAACCGGGACAUCGUCACGCACAUCCCGCGCGGAGCUACUCAUGUCCUGAGCUCCAAAACAGAGCUUUUCCCUGCCAACAUUGUCGUCGAGGAAGCCACGCCCAUGGAACUGUAGACGCAGAUCGCUGCUUACCUGGCAUUCUGACGUGAUACUAGACCGAAAUGGCUAAAAUUGCGAAAGAGAUUGCACCUUUGAACGAUUAUUUGCUUUGGUAACGUCAUCCAUUUUUGCAGAUCAAAUCUCCAAACUAAUGCCUUUUUUAACGCUAGUCCUCGUGCACCGGCAUGAUCAUAUCCGCUGUCAACUGCAGCUUCUC